Molecule: messenger RNA, 2294 nt
Organism: Lotus japonicus
Lineage: Eukaryota; Viridiplantae; Streptophyta; Magnoliopsida; Fabales; Fabaceae
Product: protein NRT1/ PTR FAMILY 8.1-like
Exons: 4
Coding region: 188-1900 (570 amino acids)
Biological process (GO): oligopeptide transport; transmembrane transport
Cellular component (GO): membrane
Molecular function (GO): tripeptide transmembrane transporter activity
Source: RefSeq, a predicted model, not a curated record
CUCUGCAUUUUCCGAUAUUAAAUAUUCAAGCCAAAUUGGCCAAAUUUGGAAUUCUGUUUCUGAGUUUGUAGCUGCAAUUAUGGAUUCAUUUAUCUUAAGAAGCCUACAGAUUGAUUUUUGCAGGUAACUGAGCCUUUGAAGUUAACAAAGAAAAAGAACCGGCGAAUCGGAAAUCUGCAUUAGUACUAUGGCAGAAGAAGAUGACAUAUAUACACAAGAUGGGACCAUUGAUAUCAAACGAAAGCCAGCCAACAAGAAAAAGACCGGAAAUUGGAAAGCUUGCUAUGCUGAAUUAUAUGCAUUUAUGGCAGGAAAUGAAUGUUGUGAAAGAUUGGCAUACUAUGGUAUGAGUACAAACCUGGUGAACUAUCUUGAGGAUCGUUUCAACCAGGGAAAUGCAACUGCUGCUAAAAGUGUCACAACCUGGUCUGGCACAUGCUACAUCACACCAUUGCUUGGAGCAUUUUUAGCUGAUUCAUACUUGGGAAGAUACUGGACAAUUGCCAGUUUCUCAACUAUCUAUGUCAUUGGAAUGGUACUUCUAACAUUUUCAGCUUCUGCACCUGGAUUAAAGCCAAUGUGUGAUGCUAAUGGCUGCCAUCCAACAUCAGCACAAACUGCAGCUUGCUUUAUAGCGCUCCAUUUGAUUGCUCUUGGAACUGGCGGUAUCAAACCAUGUGUCUCAUCUUUUGAUGCGGACCAAUUUGAUGAAGCAGAUGAGAAAGAAAGGAAAAGCAAGAGCUCUUUCUUCAACUGGUUUUACUUCUCAAUUAACAUUGGUGCGCUCGUUGCUUCAUCAGUAUUGGUUUGGAUACAGAUGAAUGUGGGAUGGCGAUGGGGUUUUGGAGUUCCUACUGUUGCAAUGGUCAUUGCAAUUGUGUUUUUCUUUAUCGGUAGCCGGCUCUACAGGCUUCAAAUACCCGGAGGAAGCCCCCUUACAAGGAUUUGUCAAGUCAUAGUUGCAGCAUGUAGGAAGUUUAAUGUUCAAGUGCCAGAGGACAAGUCUCUUCUUCAUGAAACUAUUGAUGUAGAGUCCGUCAUCAAAGGGAGCCGCAAGCUUGAUCACACAAACAACUUAAAGUGUUUGGAUAAGGCAGCAGUAGAGACUCAAUCUGACCGCAUGAAAGACAUGCCUAAUCCUUGGGGGCUCUGCACAGUUACACAAGUUGAGGAACUCAAAUCCAUAGUUCAUUUUCUUCCAGUUUGGGCAUCACUGAUUGCCUUCGCAACUGUAUACAGUCAAAUGAACACAAUGUUUGUUCUACAAGGUAACACAAUGGAUCAACACAUUGGACCUCACUUCAAAAUCCCCUCAGCAUCGCUCUCCCUUUUCGACACACUAAGUGUUAUAUUCUGGACUCCAGUCUAUGACCGCAUCAUUGUCCCGUUUGCAAGGAGGUUCACCGGCCAUGAGCAAGGAUUCACACAGCUCCAAAGAAUGGGAAUCGGCCUCGUCAUCUCCAUAGUUUCCAUGGUUAUUGCUGGAAUCUUAGAGGUUGUUCGCCUCGACAUGGUUCGGAGAAACAACUACUAUGAUCUUGAGAUCAUUCCCAUGUCAAUUUUCUGGCAAGUACCUCAGUAUUUUCUUGUUGGGUGUGCAGAGAUUUUUACCAACAUUGGCCAGCUUGAAUUAUUUUAUGGUCAGGCACCUGAUGCUAUGAGAAGUUUGUGUGUGGCUCUCUCACUCACAACUAAUGCCAUAGGAAAUUACAUAAGCACUCUGCUCGUUACCAUUGUGACAAAAGUUACCACAAGGGAUGGAAAACUUGGUUGGAUUCCAGAUAACCUGAAUAGAGGCCAUCUUGACUAUUUCUAUUGGCUCUUGUCCAUUCUCAGCCUUCUAAACUUCCACGUGUUUCUCUGGAUUGCAAAGAGGUAUAGGUACAAGAAAGUGGCAUGAAAUACUCAUUGAGAUAGUAGCUCAAGUGUUUCAUAGCUAUAUUUGUUUAAGAGUUCUUUUAGUUAGUUUUUAUCUUGUUGUUUGCAUCAUUAUCUGUAUAUAUAUUUGGCAGUUGUUUGGAUGGGUAGAUAAACAGGAAAAUAGGCUUGGAAGCUCUUAAAUGAGCUUAAUUUUAUUGAUUAUCUUAGGCGGGUAAGGGUCCUCAUGAUUUAAAAUAUAAAAUUUGUGCUAGCUGCUAAUUGCUUUUUAAGUUGUGUUUUGCAUUUAAAGUAAGUCAAUUAUCUUGACUUCAUUGUAGAAAUCUGCAUCUCUAUGUCUUUUGUUGUAAUAUAACCUUUUGAUUGCAAUCUCUCUGCCAUUUGCUAGAACUCUCUGCAAAUGGUGAGAUAACGGU